This is a messenger RNA of Penicillium manginii, 690 nucleotides long. RefSeq lists its product as uncharacterized. The coding region runs from base 1 to 690 and encodes 229 amino acids. The transcript has a single exon. The record is from RefSeq and is a predicted model, not a curated record. Lineage: Eukaryota; Fungi; Ascomycota; Eurotiomycetes; Eurotiales; Aspergillaceae.
AUGCCACGGCCUGCCAGACACGAUGAACUACCUCGCUGGACGGGUCAGAUCAAUUGGGAAUGUCUCGGCUCGAUGGUAGACGGAACCGACGCAGAACCGGCGUCAACAGUCGAAGACCGCUGCCUUCCAGUCCUCGGCACGGAUUCGUUACCAUUGCCUCGUGGCAUUCUCGAUGCCACCAACAGGAGCAAGCUUUCUCAAGAUCCUUAUCAAACCCAAAACUUUUUGGGACCGCUCUCGAACCACGCUGAUUUGGCUAUCGAGUUUUUCCCAAUUCAGUACAUGGAAAGCUCAUUGGACACAGUUUCCCCUCGAAGCCCAUCCAAUAACCAGAGUAUGAGUGGCCGUCUGCAGCAGUGCCAGCAUGCUUUGCAGUCGUUGGGUUUCCCUUCGGUCGAUGCCUUUGCUCUCGAAUACUAUACAGCACGUCUGGGGCCCUUACCAAAAGGAUCAGGUGUAGAACAGCGCGAGGGUCUGAGUACACUUGAUCGUCUGCUCAUGUUGUUGCAGAAUGAGUUACCACGACUGGACACUAUGGACGCGAAUAAUUUACAUCAGGUUUACCCAAGAUUUGCUCGCGACCUUUGCAUUGUAGAGCUGCGAAACAUUGACCAUGCAUCGUACGAUCCAGAUAAAGCAGAAGACCAAGUGAGUGAGGUCGUCGACCAGGCACUUCAUAUGAACGGCUGA